CCACAUUGCUCAAAAAUGCAACAACAGUUAAAAGAAUUUGGGUUAGGUGCUACAGCUGCCAGUGGCGCUUGCCUGUUCACAAAUCCUCUCGAAGUUGCCAAAACACGGAUGCAACUUCAAGGAGAACUGAAGGCGCGGGGAACGUACGCGGUCCAUUACAAGAAUGCUUUCCACGCGUUUUACACGAUCGGUCGAUACGACGGCCUCAGAUCGUUGCAGAGCGGACUUGUUCCUGCUCUAGUUUACCAAGCUGUGAUGAACGGCUGCCGGCUCGGUUCUUAUCAGGUCUUUACAAACUUAAAACUGACUGCCGGCAGCGAAGGUGAAAUUGUGUUUUGGCGUUGCCUAGUUGCCGGUGGCAUUUCGGGGGCUACAGGAGCUUUUUUAGCGAGUCCGGCAUACAUGGUAAAGACACAACUGCAAUCUCAAGCUACAGACACAAUAGCAGUUGGAUUUCAGCAUAGACACACUGGCUUUCUCCAAGCAAUAUCUGGUAUUUACCAGCAGUUUGGCAUUAAAGGACUUUGGCGAGGGGUCAGUGGUGCUCUUGCCCGUGUAAUGGUUGGAUCUGCGGUUCAGUUAUCAACUUUUUCAACCACCAAGGAAAGAAUUUUGCAAACAAAUUUCUUUCCAGCAAGGAGCUGGCUUAUCCCAGCUUCUGCCAGCAUGAUAAGCAGUAUUGCAGUGGUUACAUUUAUGACACCUUUUGAUGUGGUAAGUACACGCCUUUACAACCAAGGCACCAGUGCAAGUGGUAAGGGACUGUUAUAUAAUGGAUUUGCAGACUGCUUCAUCAAAGUAUUCAAACAAGAAGGUAUUUUAGGGUUAUAUAAGGGUUUUGGACCACAUUAUUUCAGAAUUGGUCCACACACAAUCUUGAGUUUACUCUUCUGGGAUCAACUAAGAGUAUUGUCUGCCUCAUAUGGUUUUUAAAGAAGCCAUUAUGUCUGGUGUGGAUAAUUUUAGUAUUUCAUUGGUUAUUGCUCUUUAUAAGCUAAAUUAUAUACGCAUUUUGGUUCUUACGCAUAAUCUAUUGGAGGACAGACGCAUGGAUGAUGUCACUAUUAACAACAUUUUACUAUUUGUCAUAUGAAACAAAUAGAUUCCACAUUGCUGUGGCUCUGGAUAGUAAAAGAUAACAGAACACAUCAAAAUAUUGUCAGAGCAUCAACCAUUUUGUUUUUUCAUUCAACACAUUUUGAUGUCAUCUGUGAUAUAUUUACAGAUACUAAAAAGCAUAAUAUAUUUGUUAAAC
This is a messenger RNA of Pocillopora verrucosa, 1255 nucleotides long. RefSeq names its product solute carrier family 25 member 35. Lineage: Eukaryota; Metazoa; Cnidaria; Anthozoa; Scleractinia; Pocilloporidae. The record is from RefSeq and is a predicted model, not a curated record.